AUGGCAUCGUCGUCGUUCUCGAGCAACAUGAGACGCGGGACGACGCCCGCGUCGCUUGCGCUCUCCACAUCGAAUCUCAGCGACAACAACAACACCAGUGGAAUUAGCAUCAACAUUUCCAACUCAGGUGCAGCAUCUACAUCAACCUCCACAGCUAACCAGGGGCAGAGGGCCAAUGUCAGCUUGGAAGAAUGGGAACGCAACACACCACUGACGGAGCUGCAGCUGCGUAGUGUGAACCGGCUGAUGAAGUGGAAUGAGGAGCGGCGGGAGAGAGACGUUCCGCUGAAGUUUGCCAGUGAACCUGAACCCGGGACACCCACUCACAUUGCGCAUAGACUCCUACAAAAAGAUGGUUCAACAGGGAGCCCUAUUUCUCGUUCAUCUACCCCCAACGCCACAUUAUACCGCCCAGAACAUGCGCUACUACACCCAUCACAGCCGGUGCAGACCGCACAACAGUUCUAUGACUGGUAUGCGUUGAUUGACCGGAGCGUCGCACACAGCCAAGAAGCGCACUACCGCGCGCAUGUUGCCACCCUGAGCUCGCACUUGGAGGUGUGCGACCUUCUCCUCGAUCGCAUCAGUGAAGUAGACACGGAGGUGGACCGAAUGAUGGAGGGAUGGCGCGGUGUCGAGGACGGUGGAAGGAGUUUGAAGGACGCAUGUGAGCGGCUAUUGGAGGAAAGGGAUCGGUUGGUAGAGAUUGUGGAAGAUAUUCAGGGGCAUUUGGAGUAUUUCCAGGAGCUAGAACACGCGACAAGGAUGUUGAACCAUCCGGGCGAGUCGCUUAUCUUCCAGACUGACUUUUUGUAUAUGGUUGAGCGCGUCGACAUAUGCAUCGAUUUCCUCAAAUCGCAUAGACAUUAUAGGGAGGCGGAGGUGUAUCUACUACGCUUCCAACAAUGCAUGACGCGCGCAAUGACGCUUAUCAAAAUGAACUUCGUGGGUUCAUUGCGCGCGCUCUCCUCUGAGAUAUCAAAACGCCUAUCUGAGGAUCCGUCGCCGACUGCCCAGCACCACCUACUCUACACGCGCUUCCGGUCCAUAUCUACGCGUGUCGCACCAUUGCUUGGUGAGCUUGAGCGCCGUGCUCAGGCGUACCCCGACGAGCUCUCCGCUUUGCUUGCGGAGUGCCACACUGCGUAUCUGGCGACUCGCAAAGCGUUACUUGUGCCACGGGUGAUGGAGGAAAUUCGGGGCUUGGAUCCGGGCAGGAGCGAGCUGGUGGAGCUGACGCGGGAGGGAUGUGGAUAUUUGAAAGCCUUAUGUGGGGAUGAGUGGGUACUGUAUCGGGAAUUUUUCUCUACCGGAGAAACCGCGCUUUACCAGUAUCUGGAAACUCUGUGCGAUCUAUUGUACGACGACCUACGUCCUCGAAUUCUGCACGAGCCGCGUUUGACAGUGUUGUGUGAAGUCUGCACGGUGUUGCAGGCGUUGAUGGUGCUCGACACCACAAGCGUGCCAGCCUCUGCGUCAAGCGCGACUUCCACUACCAGAGAUUCAUCCUCCUCUGGCGAUUCCUCAGAUAGCGAAGACGAAAGUAGUUCCCAAUCAACACAACGGCGGCGCCGUCGACGGUCCGACGAACUCACACUUCCCCCCUCCCCUACUCCCUCUCACCUUUCGCACACGCACGCCUCCAAGCCUAACACCGCACGCAUAUCCAAGCGAUUGCACAUCGCUACUUUGCUCAGGAUGGUUCUGCAGGAUGCGCAGACGCGGUUGUUCUUCAAGGCUCAGGCGGUGAUUCAGAGCGAGAUACGGUAUUUUGUACCUGGGAAGGAGGAUGUGGAUGGGUGGCCUGGGAUUUUGGUUUCCACAGCCAACCGCCAACAAAACCCUGCCGAGCUCAGCGAAAAGCAAAGUACGAACCAGAUAUUCAAGUACAAAGAUGGCAGAAAUAAUGAGGAGACGUGGUACCCGACGCUAAGGAAGACAGUUUGGGUGUUAGGACAGUUGAGGGAUUUCGUGAAGCCGGCGAUAUUUGAUGAUAUCGCACAAGAAGCUCUGACGUUCUGCCGUCUCUCCCUCAUCCAUGCGUCGGAGCUCAUCGCUGCCUCCACUACUGCCACAACACCCUCUCCCUCCUCACCAGGGGCAUCUAAUAGCAAUAGAAAGUUGGAUGGGGCGUUGUUCCUUGUCAGACAUAUCCUCAUUUUAAAGGAAGUGUAUAUGAGUUUGGAGGAAGUGCGGAUGAGGGAGGAGGGUAGUCACAGUAGUGCGGUGCGAACACCAGCCACUGGGAUGGGGAUGGGCUCAGGUAUGGCCAGCUUGGGCAGUGCGAGAGCUUUGGAUUUCGGAGUCACUGAAACCUUGACCAACAUGCUUAGCAAGACAACGUCGCUGCUCCCUGAAGGGUUGUUCGCCUCCUUGGGGGUGAGCAGGGGUGGCGGUGCGGAUGGCGAGGGAGGGAUGCGAGGUGUUAAGUUGGACAUCGAUCAUGCACUCCGCAAAGCAUGCGAAGACACGAUUGAGGCCUGUGCAGGUCCCGUGUGUGCGAUCCUGGAUACAUGGACUGAUAAACAAAAUGUCACUGUGGCUUCGAGUGCGAGGCCACUGCCGACGUCGAUUGCUACUUCCUCCUCGGGUUCAUCCUCGAGCACCUCUGGGGCGGGUAAUGCAUCGACAGGAACCGCGGCGGCGGGCACAGUUACACCAGAUGAAGACCUAGGAGGGAUGCAUACCCGCUUUGCGGAGUCUGUGCAGCGAGAUUUACGCGGUAAUGUUGCGCGGAUUCGGCUCUACCUUUCAGAUGUCGACGUUGACCCCAACGCUGAUGGAAGAGACCAAGAUAGAGGUGAAGGUGUGCAUAGAGAUGGGAGGACGGCAAGGAUUUUGAUCGACCAUGUGCUUGAGCGCGUUGGGGAGUGCUAUGAGCGUUGGGGGGAAGCUGUUCUGGCUUUUGCGGGUGAGAAUCGGACUCAGAAGAAGGUAGAGGUGAUGAGUCGCCCGAGGGUGAGGGAGAUGUUGAGGGAUGUUGCUAGUAUGAAGUACGUGGUUCUUUUCUUUUUCUUGAGCAGCGACGUCAAGCGAACGUCUCAAAUCGAUCUUUAA
Molecule: messenger RNA, 3057 nt
Organism: Psilocybe cubensis
Lineage: Eukaryota; Fungi; Basidiomycota; Agaricomycetes; Agaricales; Agrocybaceae
Exons: 9
Coding region: 1-3057 (1018 amino acids)
Biological process (GO): intra-Golgi vesicle-mediated transport; intracellular protein transport; Golgi organization
Cellular component (GO): membrane; cis-Golgi network; COG complex
Source: RefSeq, a predicted model, not a curated record